Molecule: messenger RNA, 1627 nt
Organism: Neltuma alba
Lineage: Eukaryota; Viridiplantae; Streptophyta; Magnoliopsida; Fabales; Fabaceae
Product: isoleucine N-monooxygenase 2-like
Exons: 3
Coding region: 1-1596 (531 amino acids)
Molecular function (GO): monooxygenase activity; iron ion binding; heme binding
Source: RefSeq, a predicted model, not a curated record
AUGGACUCCACAGAUUUCUUCUCCUUCAUUUCACCAUCUUGGUCUUAUGCCAUGAUCUUCAUAAUUGCUCUCUUCAGACUCAUCAAAACCCUCAAAUACCCUCGCUCUACCCCUGCAUUGCUCCGCAAACACAGACUCCCUCCAGGUCCCCAACCAUGGCCCAUUAUUGGUAAUUUACCAGAACUGCUUUCAAGCAAGUCUGCGUCCAAAUGGAUACACCAGCUUAUGAGAAACUUAAACACUGAGAUUGCAUGUAUCAAGCUGGGAAAUGUCCAUGUGAUUCCAGUGAUCGACCCUACUAUAGCCUGCGAGUUCUUGAAGAAACAAGACGAUAUUUUCGCUUCAAGGCCUAUCAGCAUGUCCACUCAUCUCCUCUCACGUGGCUAUUUAACUGCAGCCAUCGUGCCAUAUGGAGAUCAAUGGAAGAAGAUGAAGAAGAUGAUAGUGAAGGACUUGCUUUCUCCAGCCAGGCAUAGGUGGCUUCAUGACAAGAGAAUGGAGGAGGCUGAUAACCUCGUGCGCUACGUUUACGCGAGUCAGAAUAACAAUGAAGGAGGCCUUGUGAAUGUGAGGAUUGCUGCUCAGCAUUUCUGCGGGAAUGUCAUCAGGAAAAUAAUCUUCAAUCAAAGGUAUUUCGGAGAGGGUGGCCAGGAUGGAGGGCCAGGGUUGGAGGAAAUAGAGCAUGUGGGUGCACUUUUCGUAAUGCUCAAAUACUUAUAUGCCUUCUGCGUUUCUGACUUUGUGCCAUGCUUGAGGGGACUCGACUUGGAUGGGCACAAGAGAGUGUUGAAGAAUGCCGUGAGGAUAGUGAACAAGUAUCAUGAUCCCAUCAUCGAAGCAAGAAUCAAACAGUGGAAGGAGGGCGCCAAGACAGAAUCUGAGGACCUGCUUGACGUUAUGAUUUCUCUCAAGGACGCUCACAAUAACCCUCUAUUGUCCAUGCAGGAAAUCAAAGCGCAAAUUCCAGAACUUAUGUUUGCAACAGUGGACAAUCCAUCGAACGCCGUAGAAUGGGCACUCGCAGAGAUGAUGAACCAGCCACAACUUCUUCGAAAAGCCACUGAGGAAUUGGACCGAGUAGUGGGUAAGGACAGGCUUGUUAAAGAAUCAGACAUACCAAAACUCAACUACAUCAAAGCCUGCAUAAGAGAAGCCUUUCGCCUUCAUCCUAUUGCUGCAUUCAACGUCCCUCAUGUGGCUAUGCGUGACACGGUGGUUUCCAACUACUUCAUCCCAAAAGGCAGCCACGUGAUACUGAGCAGACAGGAGCUAGGGCGAAACCCCAAGGUUUGGGAGGAUCCUCUUAAGUUCAAACCAGAACGACACCUCACGAACGAUGGUUCAGAAGUGUUCUUGUCAGAAACGGAUUUGCGGUUCAUAACCUUCACUACGGGCAAACGUGGGUGUCCAGGAAUGGUGCUUGGGACCACUCUCUCUGUGAUGUUGCUUGCUAGGUUGAUCCAUGGAUUCACUUGGAGUGCUCCACCUCACCAACCAGUUGAACUGGUUCAGUCCGAGACAGACCCCUUCAUCGCUCAGCCACUGGUGGUCGUUGCAAAACCAAGGUUGCCUAAUGAGGUUUACGUCUUGGGUUAAUUUAGCCAAGCUAAUAUAAUAUUAAUACAUA